Molecule: messenger RNA, 882 nt
Organism: Dissoconium aciculare CBS 342.82
Lineage: Eukaryota; Fungi; Ascomycota; Dothideomycetes; Mycosphaerellales; Dissoconiaceae
Product: putative aldo-keto reductase
Exons: 1
Coding region: 1-882 (293 amino acids)
Cellular component (GO): cytosol
Molecular function (GO): aldose reductase (NADPH) activity
Source: RefSeq, a predicted model, not a curated record
AUGGCCUCCCUCCGUUCCCUCUAUGUUCCACGCAUGCUCUACGGCACCGCCUGGAAACAAGCUCGCACCGAAGCCCUCGUGUUGCAAGCCAUACAAUCCGGCUUCCGCGCCAUCGACACCGCCGCGCAACCUAAACAUUACCAAGAAGACCUCGUUGGAAAUGCUGUCCGAUCAGCGAUCCAGCGGGGUAUCGUCAAACGGAAAGAAUUGUAUAUCCAGACGAAGUUCACAUCGAUCGCGGGACAGGAUCCCUCACGUGGAAUGCCAUAUGACAAAAACGCGAAGUUGGAGGACCAGGUUCAUGCGAGUAUCGCGAGUUCGUUGAGAAAUUUCUCUGUCGAUGUUGGCGAGAAGCCGUAUCUGGACUGUCUCGUCCUACACAGUCCUCUGCCAUCGAUGGCGGAGACACUUCGCGUCUGGCGCGUGCUCGAAUCAUAUGUCCCGCAUCAGAUUCGGAGUCUGGGAAUAUCCAACGUCUAUUCGCUUUCUGUUCUUGAGAACUUGUUUGGUAAUGCGAACAUUCAGCCUUCGGUUGUACAAAAUAGGUUUUGUCAGGAAGUAGGAUAUGGCAAGGAGAUCUAUGGAUUCUGUAAAGAAAAGGAUAUUGUUUUCCAAAGUUUUUGGACGUUGACGGCGAACCCGGAAUUGCUUGCUUCGAAGCCGGUGGGCAGCUUGGCAGAUGAAAUGGGUAUCUCGAGGCAGGCGGCGUUAUACAAUCUUUUGGUGAGGAAAGGAGGGUGGAGUAUUUUGAAUGGGACAACGAAUGAGGAGAGGAUGGAGAGUGAUUUGGCGUCGUUGGAUAAAUUCGAUGAGUGGGCGGCCAAGAACCGGGAGAGAAAAGCUGAGCUGGAGAAGGACUUCGAAAGCCUUCUCGUGCGGUAA